Annulohypoxylon truncatum is the source of this 2648-nucleotide messenger RNA. Its product is annotated as fungal-specific transcription factor domain-containing protein. The transcript is spliced from 6 exons. Gene Ontology annotation, molecular function: DNA-binding transcription factor activity, RNA polymerase II-specific; sequence-specific DNA binding; zinc ion binding. Lineage: Eukaryota; Fungi; Ascomycota; Sordariomycetes; Xylariales; Hypoxylaceae. Gene Ontology annotation, biological process: positive regulation of transcription by RNA polymerase II; DNA-templated transcription. Bases 496 to 2418 code for a protein of 640 amino acids. The record is from RefSeq and is a predicted model, not a curated record.
UAUACCUCUGGGCAAGAUCUGGGCACUGCGCAAGUUGUUCAGUAAUUAGGACCCUGUUCCUUUGACCGUAUUAUCAAAGCCACUAAAAUAAUGAGCCGCCUUACCUACUCGAAUCAUCACUCUUGAAACCCGAGCGUUUUGAAAGCGGGAGCAGGAGCGGCAGAUCCACGUGAGAAUCUUAUUCUUACUACCGCUACUAUUAAGAGGAAUAGUCUAUUAUCAACGCUUUGCCGUUGUUCCGUUAUUCUUUUUCCUCCACGGAAAACGAUUCAACCUUACAGCCUCUACGCCACAUUUUUACCGAGGGCGCAUUCAUACAGGUCAUAAAGCAAAAACGUAAGAAAUCUAUGACAGUUGUGGGAAGUAUUUCUCCACUUGACCUGGCGCGCUAUUAUAUACUAUCGUGUACUUUAAAAGAAGAGCCGAGAUCCCGGACAUCGCGGACUACAGCCGGGAAGCCGUACGCGCUCAAGCCAUCAUCUCGAAGCGGGCAAUAUGCCACGAUCAAGCUUUUCGGAUAAUCCAUUGUUGCGUGUGUCACGGCCGGUAUCAGCCUGCUCUAGAUGUCGAGCUGCUAAAGUCAAGUGCGAUGGAAAAUUGCCAGCAUGUACAGCCUGCGAGAAGGCCGGUCGCGAGAAUGAAUGUUCGGCCGCUAACGACCAAUUCGCGAGAGGCAAGGAACGAAGUUACGUCGCUGCUCUCGAGCUUCGCAUAGAGAAGUUAGAGAAGCGGUUAGCGUAUGCUCGAUCAAGAAAGGCGUCUGUCGCUCAGCAUGAGUCUGAGGUGCCACCGGCACAACCUGAACCUGACCGGAAAGACUCACUUGCUACCAUUAAAGCAGCCAUUUAUCGUAAGGCUGCUCGGAAACGAGAAAUGUCCGAUGUCAAUUCAUUGAUGUCUGAUUUUGGCUUUCUAUCCAUCAAUGCUACCACAAGAGACUUUGAACCUUCAAUGGGUAACAUGACAUUUGCACGUCUCGUACUAGCAGCAGCUUCUAAUGAUCCUCUUCCGGAUAUCUUGGACUGGACGUUACCUCCUAGGCAAGAUGCCAUCACUCUAGUUCAGUAUUACAUGACCAACAUAUACUCACUGUUUCCUGCGUUUCCCGAGACGACACUUUACACCAUUCUCGAGCAGAUGUACUCAUUCCAGGAUCGCAUCAUCAAAGAUUCCGAAUAUUGGCUUGUAUACAUGGUAUUAGCUAUCGGGUCCACCGCUCAGAGUCGAGUGAAGAACGAUGAUUACUAUCUGAACGGACUAAGUUUUGUCACUCGGGCCUUGCAGCAUGCGGACAGGGCUUUGAUGCCGGGCUACACGACACAAAUCCAGUCCUUAAUCCUGCUCACCCAAUACUCGAUGCUUGAUCCGGCUCAUUUCGAUAGCUGGCACCUGAUCGGCUUCACCUCGAGGGCAGUGAUCGACUUAGGGUUCCACCAGGAUCCUCCGCCCGAGCAACUGUCAGAUAAAGUGGUGCUAGACAUGAGGCGGAAGACCUUUUACUGCGUUUACUCGUUAGACAGAUCCAUUAGUAUGGUUCAUGCACGCGCUUUCUCCUUCACCGACGCCUCCACAAAUGUUGCUUGGCCGAGACCCUCAUCUUUUAGUCGCCGAGCAUCAAUCACUGGUAAAAUUCUCUCGGGUUCCGAACCUGCAUUUUUACUCUUUCAGCUGCGGCGCGCUCAGUCACAUUGGUACCAGGCGUUAUUUCAAGCAGAGCCAACCCCGCUGCCUGAUUCAUCAUCGUUCAUCUGGCAGAUGUGCCAAGACAUGAGAGAGUGGGCCGAAGCGCUUCCUAGUUCGCUACCAAUUGGUAUGAGGGAGUUAUUCGACCUCGAGCUGCGGUAUAGUUACGUCUACUGUAUAGCGCCGUCAGCUCGGGCCCCUCAUAUGACCGACUACGGCCGGUUGCUCAUCUUUGAACACGCUAUCGCCUACCUCGACCGCAUAUUCGAGAUCUCACAUAGCAACACGAAGACUGCAUUCUACACGUACCACGAUGCCCUGCGCGCGUUCUUCAUGGCAAGCCAGUUUGUCGCCGUACUCCGCGACGCGGAAGACCUGCUUCUUGCUGGCGUCACUCCCCCGCAACCGCUCGUCGAGCUCGGCAAGGCGCUGCCGCCUCCUCUGCCAUCGCGCCCCGGUGGUCCUGGGGUCGACAACCUAGACCGAAGUUUGGGGUGUCUGGAGAGGACCGCGCGGACGCUCGCGAAGUAUGGAGAGAAGUGGGAGACGUGCGUCGCGCUGAGACAGAGCUUCGAUAUUAUAUCGAGCGAAUUGGUGGACCGCCUACGCGUGAGGAAGCAGAUAAAGCAGCGCUCGCCACAGCCGCAGAACGUCUCGGCCCAGAUGCCGAGGGAGAUGAAAUGGGUCGGUGUCGAUGUCGAGGCUAUGUUAAGAGGGAAUUCCAGUCGGUCUUAGGACACGAGGUUGAUGAAUAGUGACUCGAUCCAGUGAUAUCUAGCUAUAUAGGUUCCUACCUAGAUAUGCUCUUGUCUUAUUGACAAUAUCUGUCUUGGCUGUUCUUAUGUUGGAGGUUAUUUACAUCACUUGGAUACAUGUUUGCAUGGGGAGGAGUUGAAUCGGGUCACGGUGGCACGGUGUCGGGUUUUUGGACAUUACAUUUUUAUGAGGGAUGGAGGAUUCCGGGU